Molecule: messenger RNA, 5554 nt
Organism: Megachile rotundata (alfalfa leafcutting bee)
Lineage: Eukaryota; Metazoa; Arthropoda; Insecta; Hymenoptera; Megachilidae
Product: cubilin
Cellular component (GO): plasma membrane
Source: RefSeq, a predicted model, not a curated record
AUCGAACCUUUUAUGGUCGAAACGCGGGAAAAUUGGAAGCUGAUCGCUCGUUUAAAAUUUGUUAAUCGCGACGAAGACUAUUCUCACCAGGACGAGUUUAUAACUUAUAUUAAUCGGUCUCGAGUACAAACACGGUCGUUUUACGAGAACAGCGAAUUUAUUUCCGCGUCGUUGAAAUCUCGAACUAUUCGACGUCGGGGAAGAACAAAGUUUCCGUCCGAUUCGGAAGGGUUCACGGAUUGACUGCAUCCUGAUUAACGAAACCUCUUAUUUCUACUUGUAGCCGUCGCUGUUUUGUUAUCAUUCAUCCAUACGUUUGAUCUUUGCGUCCGCGCGCGAGUUACCUUUUUCUUUUUUACGUUUUUCGCGGGCGGUGUACCGUUAAUACUAUCGUUAAUUUACCGAUUGAUUUCGAGCAAAAUUAGAAAACUUGCAGGGGGACCACGACUUUCGAAGCACCGAUUUCAUUCAAACUUUGCAUUAAACAAUUCUGCAAAACCGCGCUCUCCAAAAUGAAGCUCUCUGGUUUUGCAAGAAUGUGUUCUAUAAUCGUAAAGAAUGAAAUCGGUCCGUAGGUCAGGAGGGCAAAGAAAAAAGGACGUUAAGAUCGAAACUGGACUUAGAUCAAUUAUUUGAUAUCGUACAAAGGAUUCUCGGAAUAUGUGCGGUUGUCAGUUUCGGACGUGUAUAUUGGAGGGUCGCCGUAAAGGUACUUUUGAAAUAGACGCGAGGGUAAAAGGGAGAAAAAGAAAAAAAGAGAGAAAAGGAUCGUUAGAGAAAGCAGAAGCGAAACAGAGAGGGAAGCGAAGGGAGAAGCGAGGGAAGGCAAGAGGGAAAGCGAAGAUAAAAGAGGGUGUAGCGAGUUUGCGCGACGUUCGACCCGAAUCUCUCGUCGAACGAUAAGCUAGCCAGCCAGCCAACCAGCCAUCCAGCAAGCCAGCCAGUGAACCAGCCAUCCAGCUAUCCAAGCAUCCAGUUAGCCGGUCAGCCGGACUGCUCCGAUUUAGCCAACGUUUCGAGUCAGCCAUUGAUGGAAGCUCAGCAAUCUUGCAACCGGGUACUGGCAUAAUUUGCCAAACGAUUUGGUGAACAUAGAUUGAUAGGAUCGAUGAUCGAAAAGGCAUACUUUGAGACUUCCUGCGAUAGACGGAAUGAAUGUGUAUCUGUGCCGUGGUCCGGUGAAGGAACCGUGUCCGCGCUCGCGCAGUGUUUAGCGCGUAUUCGUGCAAUAAAUGUGAAUAAAAAGAGGAAUUCUGAAGUAUUUACUCUUGGACGAUCUUCGGGCUCUCACAGGAUCCGUGGAUAGAGAGGAACGAGCGAUGCUAAGGAGAGAAAUUGCGAGAUCGGAUUAAGGGGAAGCGGCGCAUCUACCUUGGAAUGGUUAUACCGGUAGCUUCGACCACUUGGGGCUGGGGAUUCUUCGUUCUCCUGUUGUUUAUUUUCGCUAGCCCCAGUCCCGCGGCCAUUCGCAGAGCGGAUCGAGACCACUGUAACAAGACGGUGGACACGUACGAGGAUGUAUCGAGUCCGGCCGUGACUUCGGCGAAUUGGGGGAAGCCUCUGUCCUGUUGGUAUCGCUUCCGCGUGAACCGUGCCACCUCGCGGGAUUGCAUCCUGCGAGUCCGCUUCAAAAAGUUCAAAGUCGGCGUGCUGGAAAAUGCGACCACCUGCUCGGGCGGUUACUUGCAGAUCGUGGACGGGAACGUGAAAACGGAGGUGACCAAUCGAAAGAACCCGGGAGUCUAUUGCGGCGAAUCGGAACAGCCGCAAACGUUCAUCUCGGAAACGUGUUUCGUCCGUGUGAUAUUCCACGCGGACAACUUCACGGAUCAGACGUACUUCAGCCUCGAUUCUCGAGUAGAGCAGGGGUUCGAAGUGUACUUGAGGUACGGCCAGCAUCCGGAAUUGUAUCCGAAUCGAAGGGGCGAGAUCGUGCGCGGGAGCUACUGCGAGCGAGUGUUCAGGGACUGCCGGCUGCAGACGUGUUACGUGCAGAGCCCGGCCUAUCCGGGCAUUUACCCGCGCGCGUUGCAUUGCAAGUACUGGUUGAACACCCGGUCGCCCUUCAUCAAGCUGUACAUCGAGAACGAGGAGUUCAACAUCGACGGGCAGAGAUGCGAGAACAUAAUGACUUGUCCGAUGAGACCGAUAAGCUCCGGGUCGGAGUACUGCCCGUACGAUUAUAUACGCGUUUACGAUGGCAAGAACGAGAACAGCACGGCGAUCGGCACCUUUUGUGGCAUGGGCAAGUUCCCCUACAGCAUCAUCGGCACCAGCGAGGAUCUCUACGUGGAGUUCGUGUCAUCGCCCGCUGGGCCGCUCUUGAACACCGGGUUUCACUUCAACGUUGGAAACUGGCCGGGACACGCGGAGCUCGCCGGCGUUCGGAACGGUACUUGCAACUGGUUGCUCGACAGCGAGUCCUUGCGCUCCGGUAACGAGGGUAUAUUCCUCUCGGUGGCGCACUGGUAUCCACCCGACACCAGUUGCACGUACCUCCUGAAAGGCAGGCCCGGGGAAAUAGCCAGGCUCUACUUCCCCAGCUUCCGGGUGAACCGCAUCGAGUCACCGAUAGAACCGUACGACGGUGAUUGCGGUGAAAGUUUGACUUUAUACGACGCCGACUGGUCCGACGACGCUAAGAUUAUUAAAACCUUCUGCGACACGUUCAGCAAACCGAUGGAGAAGCACGACUUCGUCUCGACCUCGAACGCCCUGUUCGUGAAAUUCGAAAGCAAGACCGGCAGUUAUUCGGGGAGUUCACUGUACUAUUGGGCUCAUUACGAUUUCUUCAACGCGACCAGGUUCGGUGUGCACGUACCCGGCACCGAGUGCGACGAGACGUUCGCUUCUUGGAAAGGGCGAUCGGGUCGACUGCGAUCGCCGCUGAAUACUCUCGUUUACAAGCGUCCUGGCGAUCCACCAGCUGAUCUCUCUUGCACUUACUCGUUCAUCACUGACAAACGAUUGUACGCACGUGUCAUUCUCACCAUAGAGUCUGUCUCCUUCAAGGAGCAUCCGUACGCACAAUGCGGUCACUGCUGGGACAGUCGAGUCGAUCGGUUGAUCGUUCAAGAACCACCGACUGCGGACGCGAUCGAACCGCAGCAGCAACAGCGACAAGAGCAGCACCGUCAGCAGCAACAGCAAAAGGAUAUCGGUAUCGGUAGAGGUCGCUGUAUCUGUCGAUCAACAACCAUCGGUGAAUCGAACGGCGAUGGACAGCGAUCUGCGCUUCGCGUCGUGUCUCGAGGAGAGAGACUCGAGUUGAAACUGUUAGUAGACGGAACCCACGCCGCGGCCAACUACUUCAAGCAAGCUACUCCGCUGUUCGAGGCUAGAUACGAGUUCGCUCACAGCCCGCUGUGCGGGCCCGCAAUUCUGCACGCCACGACCGACGGCGAGAUCGAAUUCCCGCACUACGAGGCACUCGGCUACGUCACUCCGCCCCGAUCGAUCAAGUGCAUAUGGGAGCUACGCGUGCACCGAGACCGAGAUGUGUGGCUGCACUUCGACAAGAUCAAAUUCGCAUCGAGAUCCUGCGAGGACGGAAAGCUGGAGAUCUUCCUGCCGAGAAGCAACGAACCGUUCAUCGGCAUAUGCGGCGAGAACGUGAGCUCCGUCGGGGAGAUGCCGAUAAUAUCGGCCGCGCAGAUCGCUCCCUCGUUCGAGCGCAACUCUGGCCCGAGCGGGGAGCCGAAUCUGCAGAACUCGGCUUCGCAACCUUCGACGGAUCAACGGCAAGAGGAGGAAGAUUGGCCGACGGUGAUCAUUCAGUUCACUGGCUCGAUGGCUCCCGCUAGGGCGGCCUUCAAGAUCGCUUGGACGGAGUUGUACCACCUUCCGCGCGACUCGACAGGGGCUUUGAACACGCAGAAACUAGACGAGUAUUGUGGAUUUCAGUGUCCCGGUGACGCUGGGUGCAUCCCGGCUAGACUCCUCUGCAACGGUGUGGUCAAUUGCCCUGUUCCGGAGCACCGGUCCGUGUUCCGGAACACUUACAACGGCAGCGGCACUUUAACCAAGGAGGAACCGAACGACGAGUCGCUGGAAACCUGCGGAACCGACGCUCUCGGUAAUCGGGCGAACGUCGCCGGGUCCGGAAACGGCGUUGGUAGUCUCGCGAGCGUCGUUGGCUCCGCCGGAUGGGCGGGCGCCGGUCUGGGCGCCGGUCUCGCUGUGCUCGUCGCCCUCGUCUGCUUGAUAACCGUUUGCAAAAUCUGUAGACGACGCGCUACGCCUAGAGACAUUCACGUACCUUACUGACACGCGUGCGAGUACGGAUUUAAGCAUAUCGCGGUUCAUAAACGCGGACACCAGUUUUCUCUUUUUUCCUUCGCGAGUCUGAUCGAUGGAGGACGCUUCGCGCGUUGCGUCGCCUCGAAUCUAGCGUAGACUCGUCGGGCGGAGUUUUACCGAGCUACCACCGUUAUCUUCGUUUGUUCACUUUCGUCGGCGAGAAACAGAGAGAAUAGAGGAAAAUUAGUUGGACGACUGAUUAAAUAGGUAUAGCUAGGUAAGCUAGAUAUAUAUGUUUUCGACCGUCGCGUAGAAACGAAUACGCGGACCGUGAGGUGUGGGAUGAACAUCGGAAGUGUUUUCGAUAGGAGUUUGCGAUGUAGAGGUACCGCGAUCGGUCCGUGUACGAUUCGAUCUAGGUAGACGCGUUUGGUCGACGCGAAUCGCGAUUUAUUAACUUGUACGCAAGGUAGUCGCGUUACGCGCGUUAGCUAACGAAGAGAGUGCCUGCGAAUGUUCGCACGUGCGCGUCACACACGAUACGCGCAUUAUUUCUGGAGAAUAUGCCGACGACAAAUUUGUAUAUGAAUACAUACACAGAGUGUGUCCGAAGUCCUACAACGAUCAAAAUUUUAAUGAAAAUUCUAUCGCUGUCUGACCUUGCAUUGACCUUGAAAAGUUCUAUGAAGGAAAGAUUUGAGCGUUGCCGAACUUUUCACGCACUCUAUAUAUAUAUUUAUAUAUACGUAUGUACAUGUACAUCUAGCACAUAAGUAUCGAUUAUUUUAGGGAAUAACCGGUACAACACCGUAAUCCUCGGAAUAAGCAUUGAACAAUGUGUCGUACAACGCGAUGCGACCAAGAAAAGAAAAGUCAUGUUCUUUUGUACAUAGUUCGCGUCUUCUCAAAUUAAUCUUAAAUAUCUAUAGAUCACGCGAAAUAGACUAACGAAUCUACCUUGACAAACACGCGUAACAUAAGCGUACGAAAAUGCGUAACUUUCCCUUUUUUCGUCCCUUCUCGUCGUGCAUUUGGUUGCAACGUGGGCUUUCUUUAAAUGAGGAUAUGUGAGGUUCAUCAUUUUAAAUACCUAUAUUUCUAUUACAAAAUCUUUGUAUUACAACUACCCUGACAUAAACCCUGCCACAUUUUUUUUCUGGAUCUCCGUACACUUGUGUUACAAAAUUUCUAGGACCAUUUGUAAAUCUAUAAUCUAUGAUAUCAAUCUCCUAGGUUCUUAGAUCUACAAAUUUCUAGAUCUCGAAGUCCCUAGGAUUCGAAUUUUUCAUCGAAAAUCACCAAAUUUCCAAAUUCU